This is a messenger RNA of Nestor notabilis (Kea), 579 nucleotides long. Its product is annotated as dual specificity protein phosphatase 13 isoform A-like. The record is from RefSeq and is a predicted model, not a curated record. Bases 1 to 579 code for a protein of 192 amino acids. Gene Ontology annotation, molecular function: MAP kinase phosphatase activity; protein tyrosine/serine/threonine phosphatase activity. Lineage: Eukaryota; Metazoa; Chordata; Aves; Psittaciformes; Psittacidae. The transcript has 3 exons. Gene Ontology annotation, cellular component: cytoplasm. Gene Ontology annotation, biological process: protein dephosphorylation; negative regulation of MAPK cascade.
AUGUCUGGGGUGGAGGUGCUGGGCUCCCAGGAACCGGAAGCCGCUGGGACAUGCACGGAGGACAUCCCCUCCAUUAAGGAAAUUGAGCAGCUCCUGAGCACCGGGGGGCCCUCUUGCAACCAUGUUGAUGAAGUAUGGCCUAAUCUCUUCUUAGGAGACCUAGUAACAGCUCACAACAGAUUUGUUCUGUGGAAGAUGGGUGUGACCCAUGUUCUAAAUGCUGCCCACGGCACAGCAUACAGCCACGGAGGCCAGGACUUCUAUGGAGCGACCAUUGAUUAUUACGGUGUACCAGCCCAUGACCUCCCAAGCUUUGAUAUAAGCCAGUUCUUUUUCUCUGCAGCACAAUUUAUCCAUAAUGCCUUGAAGACACCAGGAGCUAAAAUUUUGGUCCAUUGUGCAGUUGGAGUAAGCAGGUCAGCUUCCCUAGUCCUAGCAUACCUGAUGAUAAAUCACCACCUCCCAUUGGUUGAAGCCAUCAAAACAGUGAAAGAACACCGAUGGAUUUCACCCAAUCGUGGCUUUCUGAAACAGCUGCGAAACCUGGAUGUUCAGCUGCGGCAAAAGAAGGACUGCUGA